AUGGGUAAAGCUAAAGGGAAGAAAAAUAGCAACACACCAUUAGAUAAUAAAGUUUCGGACCUUAUUUAUCGCUUGUUAGAAGAAAAGACCCUAGAUAAGAAAAGGGAAGCUGCACAAAUACCACAAACUGAUGUUGUUGAGGAUGAUCAAGAUGCGUUUGAUACAAUUUUUUUUGCAAAGGAUCUAACUGUGUCUGAAAUUUUCAAUUUUUGCAUGGUUAAGGAUCUUUCAAUGCAAAGAGUGAAAAAAGUUAUGUUAACAAAAACAAUUGAGAAAGUCUUAGCCCAAAUAGUCACUGAGGAACAAGAAGAGUUUUCCACAUUUCCUGAAUAUAAUGAACCUCAAGGUGAAGAUGAACUUGAUGGAACUGACUCUAAUGAAAAUGAAAUGAAGAAGAAAAAUUUAAUGAUUAACGCAGACUCAAACCAAAUGAAUAAAAGUGUCACAAAUCAGUGGGGGAUCACACCUGCACCUGUACCUGUACCUGCACCUUCCACAAGUGGGACAGAAACUACAGAUGAGUCUACCCAAAAGUCGAAUAAAAAGAGAACAAAAGAUAAUCAAACAAAGGUUAAGAGACAAAAGACAAAAGAGGAUCGUUCUCCACCUACUUCUAAUUUAAAACAAUUAGGUGGUAUGGAUGAUGUAAUUGCACAACUUAUGGAGCUUAUAGGGCUUCCAAUGUUACAUCCAGAAAUAUAUUUGACCACAGGAGUAGAGCCACCCAGAGGCGUCUUAUUACAUGGCCCCCCUGGUUGUGGGAAAACAUCCAUUGCAAAUGCUGUUGCUGGUGAAUUGAAAAUACCAUUUAUAUCAAUAUCUGCACCAUCGGUUGUUAGUGGAAUGUCGGGUGAAAGUGAAAAACGUAUCAGAGAUUUAUUUGAGGAAGCUAAGUCUUUGGCUCCAUGUCUAAUGUUUUUUGAUGAAAUUGAUGCUAUUACUCCAAAACGUGAUGGAGGUGCUCAAAGGGAGAUGGAACGAAGAAUUGUGGCCCAAUUAUUGACCUCGAUGGAUGAAUUAACUCUGGAAAAUACGAACGGUAAACCUGUUAUUGUUAUAGGUGCUACAAAUAGACCGGACUCCCUUGAUGCUGCAUUAAGAAGAGCCGGUAGAUUUGACAGAGAAAUUUGUUUAAAUGUUCCUAAUGAGGUUUCAAGAUUACACAUUCUUAGAAAAAUCACACAAUCAUUAAAAAUUGACGGGCAGAUUGAUUAUUCGCAAUUGGCUAAAUUAACACCAGGUUUCGUUGGGGCUGAUCUUAAGGCAUUAACCACUGCUGCCGGAACUUGUGCUAUUAAACGUAUUUUUGAAAACCAUAACAAUCUGUUAGCUAAUCCUCAAAAUGAUACCACGGUCAGUGAGAAUACUGAAGCUGACGAGGAUAUUCAAAUGGAGGAGGACACACCUUUGACAGAAAGUGAGAAUGGAAAAGAACAUGGCAAUUCAACACCGGAACAAACGUAUCUUAAGAAUACUGCAAAUAUGAUUGAUCCUUUGCCUUUGUCGGUGAUACAAAAAUUUAUUAAUAAUUUCCCAGAUCCAUUGACUGAUAGCCAGCUGGAGCAAUUGUCUAUUAGAUAUGAAGAUUUCUUAAAGGCCUUACCAACAAUUCAACCAACGGCUAAGAGAGAAGGGUUUGCUACUGUCCCAGAUGUUACUUGGGCUAAUGUUGGUGCAUUAAGUAAAAUUCGUAUUGAAUUAAAUAUGGCAAUUGUUCAACCAAUCAAAAGGCCUGAAUUAUAUGAAAGAGUUGGUAUAAAUGCACCUGCAGGCGUUCUAUUAUGGGGUCCACCUGGUUGUGGUAAGACGUUGUUAGCCAAGGCUGUUGCAAAUGAAUCUCGUGCAAACUUUAUAUCAAUUAAAGGACCAGAACUACUAAACAAAUAUGUGGGUGAAUCUGAGAGGGCAAUUAGACAAGUAUUUACAAGAGCUAGAGCAUCUGUGCCAUGUGUCAUUUUUUUCGAUGAAUUAGAUGCUUUGGUCCCAAGAAGAGACACAUCACUAUCCGAGUCAUCUUCAAGAGUUGUAAAUACUCUCUUAACAGAAUUAGAUGGUCUAAACGAUAGACGAGGUAUAUUCGUUAUUGGUGCCACUAAUAGACCUGACAUAAUAGAUCCUGCAAUGUUAAGACCAGGGAGACUUGACAAAACUUUAUUCAUUGAACUUCCUAACAAGGAAGAGAAACUCGAUAUCAUCAAAACAGUCACGAGAUCCAGUGGAACACCCCUCGCUAAAGACAUUGUAUUCGAAAAUAUUAUAUCUGAUGAACGUUGUAGAAACUAUUCUGGUGCAGAUUUGGCAGCAUUAGUAAGAGAAAGUUCAAUUUUAGCACUAAAGAGAAGUUUCUUUAAAACAGACGACAUACAAUCUGUUUUUGAUAAUAAUUUAGAUAAGGAAUUUGAAGACUUGAGUGUUGGGGUAUCAGAAGAUCAAAUAUUGAUUACGGCUAACGACUUUUUCAAAGCAUUGUCCAUGAUAAAACCUUCAGUAAGUGAUAAAGAUAGACUCAAGUACGAUAAAUUAAAUAAGCAAAUGGGUUGGAAUGAUGAUGUAAGGCUUGUCACUGAUGACAAUACCGAAUCGUCAGGUUAG
Maudiozyma barnettii is the source of this 2592-nucleotide messenger RNA. It is a transcript of the gene RIX7, whose product is annotated as putative AAA family ATPase RIX7. The coding region runs from base 1 to 2592 and encodes 863 amino acids. The transcript has a single exon. Gene Ontology annotation, molecular function: RNA binding; ATP binding; preribosome binding. The record is from RefSeq and is a predicted model, not a curated record. Gene Ontology annotation, cellular component: nucleus. Lineage: Eukaryota; Fungi; Ascomycota; Saccharomycetes; Saccharomycetales; Saccharomycetaceae. Gene Ontology annotation, biological process: ribosome biogenesis.